UAAUCAUAUCUAAUCAUGAUCGUACAUAAAGGGUGCGAAUUUAAUGUUUGUAUUGUAAUUGUAAUUUGUAAUAUUAUUGUAUUUGUUUCAGUUAUUGGUUUACUUUGACUGUCCCAAUCGAGUUUGGGACUGUGCCGAGACACAAAAAGGUCUUUGAUUUUGAUUUACAAUUUUUUUUCUUCUCCAAUUAAAUACUUUUUGGUUUAUUAUUAUUAUUAUUUCAAUUUAUAAACGGGCUUUUGGUUUGGUAGAUGAUAGAGGUUUUUUUUUGUUCUAAUGUUGGUCAUACGAUAGGGUUCCCCAAUUUGCUUUCUUUCUUUGACUUUGUGAAUAUUGAUUCGAUUUGGGGGCGUGGAUUUUUCUUCUGAUUUCUUCGCCAAGUUCGGGUUUUUGACCAAUUGGGUCGCUGAUUCUCGCCUCACCUUGAUCUGGGUCGUUCCCUUUUCUUCAAUUUCAGAGUUGUGUUGUGUUGUUCCCAAUUCUUGAGGGACAAAGGCUGAAACUUUGAUUCCUAUCUUCUUUUCUGGGUUUGAUUUUUCAUCUUGGAGAGUCCUUAGAGGCAUUGGGGUGGGGAGAGUAGAAGAAGAAGCUAUUGUUGUAGUGUGCUGUUAGUUGUGACAAGUGGUGGUGGUGGUGUCUUUUUUUUUUCCUUCUGAUAUAUUAUUUGGAGGAGUUUGGUUACACAUGAUGUUCCAUUCUCAGGGUGUGUCAAGACAUUGUAGUCUCCUUGCUGUCCUGAGUGGUAAAUCACGUGACAUUAAGCAAAAGCAGAAGCAGGGUAAUGCUUCUGAGGAUCAAUUUCCUUAUCCCUUUCCAGAACUUUCUUCCUCUGGUCGUCUUGAGGUCAAGGUAUUGAUCGAACCUACGGCUGAUGAACUCGGUCUAGCUCUUGAACAACUGCAGCCGGAUUUUGUUUACCUGCAAGGUCAGCAGCUAGAAGAUAGGGGAGAAAUUGGGCCUCUUGGAUGGGAAGAUUUUGACUUGUCUGUCCCAGAAGCAUUGUGUGGAUUGUUUUCUUCCAAAUUACCUAAUACUGUUUAUUUGGAAACUCCAAAGGGAGAAAAAUUGGCAGAGGCACUUCGUAGUAAGGGAGUUCCAUACACUAUCUAUUGGAAAAACGAUUUUUCAAAGUAUGCAGCUUCACAUUUUCGACAUUCUUUAUUCUCUGUGGCACAGAGUACAUCCAGCCAUACAUGGGAUGCUUUCCAGCUAGCUCUGGCAUCUUUUAGACUAUACUGUAUACACAACAAUGUCUUACCUUCUAACUGCCAUAAGGGUGCUGGAAAGCUCGGGCCACAAAUUCUUGGGGUUCCUCCCAACAUUGAUGUCAGUCCAUGUGUAGCAGACAUGAAGGAAGAGGAAGAAGAUUCACCGGAGACAAUUUCUGCUGUAAAGAUAUAUGACGAUGAUGUGAACAUGAGAUUUCUUAUUUGUGGAGUUCCCUGCACAUUGGAUGCUUGCUUGUUGGGGUCAUUAGAGGAUGGACUCAAUGCUCUUCUAUUUGCAGAAAUACGCGGAUGCAAACUUCACAACAGGACAAGUGCAACACCGCCACCUCUCCAGGCAGGAACAUUCUCACGUGGUGUAGUGACUAUGCGUUGUGAUAUAUCAACAUGUAGUUCUGCUCAUAUAUCACUUUUGGUGUCUGGUAGUGCAGACACUUGUUUUAAUGAUCAGCUUUUGGAGAAUCAUAUUAAAAAAGAGCUGAUUGAGAAGAGUCAACUUGUCCAAGCAUUUCCUAAUCAUGAACAAAGUAAAGCACCUUCCUCUGAGCCUCGAAGAUCAGCCUCAGUAGCCUGUGGAUCUAGUGUGUUUGAAGUUUGUAUGCAAGUUCCUGCAUGGGCUUCACAGGUUCUGAGACAGCUUGCACCCAAUUUGUCAUACCGCAGCCUUGUUAUGUUGGGAAUUGCUAGUAUUCAGGGAUUGCCAGUUGCAUCGUUUAAUAAAGAUGAUGCCGAACGCCUUCUUUUCUUUUGUACUAGGCAGGAGAAAGAAAACUGUCCCAACGAUCAUGUUUUCUCUGGUAUUCCAAGUUGGCUGAAGCCUCCAUCAACCAGUCGAAAAAGAUCUGAACCAUGCUCUAGUUCAAAGUCUAUUAAUGAUAGUGGCCGGGGAGUUGAAGCCAUUGGCAGUCAUAGACAGAAAUUUAAUCUUGCUUCUAUGAGGCCAAUCCCUCACUCUAAUAGACACAAGAUUCUCCCCUUUUCUGGAUUGUCUGAGGGUACAAGAUAUGAUGGAGAUCAUGGAAAAUCAAAUCUACCACUUGCUCCUAUUAAGCAUAAUGUUUCAGGCCCUACUUCAGUUACAAAUAGGAAAUCUGUGUCGAACUCAUUUCAAGCUCACCAGAUUAUUUCUUUGAAUCCACUACCUAUGAAAAAGCAUGGUUGUGACAGAGCUCCAAUACGAGCUUGCUCUGAGGAGGAAUUCUUGAGGGAUGUAAUGCAGUUUUUGAUACUUCGGGGGCAUAAUCGUCUAAUUCCGCCUGGUGGACUUGCUGAGUUCCCAGAUGCCAUUUUGAAUGCGAAACGCCUUGACCUGUUCAACUUGUAUAGGGAGGUGGUUUCAAGAGGAGGCUUUCAUGUUGGAAAUGGUAUCAAUUGGAAAGGGCAAGUUUUCUCAAAGAUGCGCAAUCACACUAUGACAAAUAGAAUGACAGGUGUUGGCAAUACACUCAAAAGACAUUAUGAAACUUAUCUCUUAGAAUAUGAAUUAUCUCAUGAUGACGUAGAUGGAGAGUGCUGCUUGAUGUGUCACAGUAGCGCAGCAGGUGACUGGGUGAACUGCGGCAUAUGUGGUGAAUGGGCUCAUUUUGGCUGUGAUAGGCGGCAGGGACUUGGAGCAUUUAAGGACUAUGCUAAAACCGAUGGGCUGGAGUACGUUUGUCCCCGCUGCAGUGCGUUAAAAUUCAGCAAAAAAUCCCAAAAAACUGCAAAUGGUUUUUAACAACUAACACAGGUCAAACAUUGCUGGCCCAGAGCAAAAUGUACAUUGCAAGUGCUAGAUAGAUUUAUUUACACAUCCAUUGUGCUUGGACCCUUGUCUCAAUUGGUAAGGGUAGGUUUCUAAGGACUGUAAUUGUUUCACUUAUGUUAAAGCUGUAGAGUUUUGACAUGCUAUGGUCACCUCACAUCUCAAACUUGCCUAUUUUAUUUUGUCAAAGGUACUCAUACCUAGUACAAAAUGGGUGUCGUCUUGUCAUAGGUAUUCAUUGCAAUUAUCAUUAUUAUUAUUAUUAUUAUUAUUA
Glycine soja is the source of this 3244-nucleotide messenger RNA. Its product is annotated as AT-rich interactive domain-containing protein 4-like. Lineage: Eukaryota; Viridiplantae; Streptophyta; Magnoliopsida; Fabales; Fabaceae. Gene Ontology annotation, molecular function: DNA binding. The record is from RefSeq and is a predicted model, not a curated record. The coding region runs from base 685 to 2943 and encodes 752 amino acids. The transcript has 15 exons.